Messenger RNA from Gadus morhua (Atlantic cod), 6456 nucleotides. RefSeq names its product titin. The transcript is spliced from 17 exons. The coding region runs from base 370 to 6318 and encodes 1982 amino acids. Gene Ontology annotation, biological process: visual perception. Lineage: Eukaryota; Metazoa; Chordata; Actinopteri; Gadiformes; Gadidae. The record is from RefSeq and is a predicted model, not a curated record.
UGAUUAUCCCCCGAGCGGUACGCCACUGUUUUAACCUCCUCACUCCUGCACACGUCCCAGAAGGCCCCGCACCUCGCAGUUGGGAGGUUUGUGUGUGGAAGGCCGCGCGCGUUCGCUGGGUGCCGUUGUUCUCGGGGGGCGAGUCCGGGUUGGAAGUCGGACCGGAGCGUCGCUCGGGGAUCUUCAGAGGCGCAGGCCGUCGACGGGGGAACCGCCGCCAUGCUAAUCCGCAGGAUCUCAGGCACCGUGACUUCAGCCUGAUCCAGAGGACGCCUGCUACUCCCGCUGCCACCCCCCACCCUGCUCCUCCUGAUCGUACGGUUUGGAUAAAGAAGGACGGUGUGUCGUUCGUUAGGAGGACGAAUCAAAAUGUCCAGGAACUCAGGACUCCUUCUGCUGGUGUUCGUGGCGCUCCACGCCGGAGGAAGUGCACGCAGCACCGGGCUGGACUCGAUGACCAGGCAGACCAACCCGGGGCGUUUAGCGGAGCUCCUGAGCAAGUCUGACGGCUCGCUGUCCAAACACGAGCGCCACAGAGCCAAGAGGUCCGUCUUCUUACACUCUGGAGUGAGGAUCUGCCCCAAGGAGACCCUGGAACAAGUCCUGGCCAGCCACCAGGCCUACUACCAGCUCAGAGUGUGCCAGGAGGCCGUCUGGGAGGCCUUCCGGAUCUUCCUGGACCGCAUCCCGGGGACGGUGGAGUACCAGCGCUGGGUGGGCGUCUGCCAGGACGAGUCGCUCUGCAUCUCCGACCUCGCCCGCAACUUCAGCGCCUCUGAGGAGCACAUGGACAUGAUCAAGAGGAGGAUGAGCAGACGGCCGGAUGGACGACAAGCAACCCGGGUGAUUCCGACGCCAGCAGCGACCCAGCGGGUUCCCCUGCUCACAGCAGGUCCCCAGGAGGAGUCCAGCCCAGCUCCGACCGAGGCCCCGGAGGUGUUCAGCACCACCAGUAGGGCUGCUCCGGGGGACCCUGCCGUUCCCACACCUGAACCAGAGCUGGACCCCGCCCAGCCCCCCCCUACAGCCCCAGAGGACUCGGAGCUCCCCAAUGUGGUGCCGGAGCGUCUCGUGGAGAGGGAGGUGGGCUUCAGCAUCGACCUGGUGGACCCCGGGUACCGAGAGCUGCUGGACGACCCCGACUCCCCCCAGUACAUCGACCUGGCCCACCACCUCCAGGACCAGAUGCAACACGUUUUCAACAAACUCCCGGGAUUCAAAGACAUCCGUGUGCUGGGAAUCAGUGAGACCGUGGACGCUGACAGCGCGUUGGGGGGCGUGACCGUCCGCUACUCGCUCCUCUUCGAGACCAGCUCACCGCCAGGCGCUGGCGAGGACCCGGAGGAGGCGGGGCCUGUUGCCGGGGAGACGGUGUCCCUGGGAGACGACCCCGGCCUGAGAGCCCUCGUGGCCAGGGCCCUACGGCAGGACGCCUCCCUGCCCAUCGACAUGGACUCACUGCGGUUCACCGCCAAAGACACCAUGCUUCCCGCUCUGACCCCCACCUCCGUAACAGCAGUAGAAGAACCUCAUGAGCCGGACUCCCACAACGACUUGGAAGUUUCCUCCGUUGAGCCGGAGGUGGAUAACCCCGGCCUGGCGGUGGAUAACCUCGGCCUGACGGAGGAUAACCUCGGCCUGGCGGUGGAUAACCUCGGCCUGGCGGAGGAUAACCUCGGCCUGGCGGUGGAUAACCCCGGCCUGGCGGAGGAUAACCCCGGCCUGACGGAGGAUAACCUCGGCCUGGCGGUGGAUAACCUCGGCCUGACGGAGGAUAACCCCGGCCUGACGGAGGAUAACCUCGGCCUGGCGGUGGAUAACCUCGGCCUGACGGAGGAUAACCUCGGCCUGACGGAGGAUAACCCCGGCCUGACGGAGGAUAACCCCGUCCUGACGGAGGAUAACCCCGGCCUGGCGGUGGAUAACCUCGGCCUGGCGGUGGAUAACCUCGGCCUGGCGGUGGAUAACCCCGGCCUGACGGAGGAUAACCUCGGCCUGGCGGUGGAUAACCCCGGCCUGACGGAGGAUAGCCCCGGCCUGGCGGUGGAUAACCCCGGCCUGGCGGAGGAUAGCCCCGGCCUGGCGGAGGAUAACCCCGGCCUGGCAGUGUCCCUCUCGCCGGUGGAGGAGGACAACGCCCUGGUGACCCUCCUCCACCCCACGGACGGAGCUCCGCCCGGGGACGGAGCUCCACCUGGGGACGGAGCUCCAUCCGCCGCAGGGAGCCAGGAACAUGACGCCAGCACCGGAGAGCCACCGUCAGACUCCCAGGGACCUACGGAGCUCGAGGUGGAGACGACCAGGGAGGAGGUGGAGCAGGAAGAGGAGGUGCCAAUCAUCACCCACGUGAUCGAGACCAUCCUUCAUGAGGACUCGCCGUCAGCGUCCGCAGGACUGACAGAGUCCGGAGUGGAGACAACCAGGGAGGAGGAGGAGGAGGUGCCAGUUAUCACCCACAUGAUCGAGACCAUCCAUCCCGAGGAGCCACCGUCUGCCUCCGAAGGACUGACAGUGUCCGAGGUGGAGACAACCAGGGAGGAGGAGGAGGAACAGAAGGAGCAGGAGCAGGAGGUGCCAGUUAUCACCCACGUGAUCGAGACCAUCCAUCCUGAGGCACCGUCGUCAGCCUCCGAAGGACCUAAAGAGCCCGAGGUGGAGACCACCCGGGAAGAGGAGGUGCAGGAGGAGGAGGAGGUGCCGAUCAUCACCCACGUGAUCGAGACCAUCCGUCACGAGGAGCCGCCGUCAGCCUCCGAAGGACUGACAGAAACCGAGUUUGAGACCAUCAGGUUUGAGGAGGAGGAGAAGGAGGAGGAAGAAGAGGAGGUGCCGAUCAUCACCCACAUGAUCGAGACCAUUCAUCGGGAGGGAACCGGCGAGCUGGUGAGGGACUACGUCCACACGCCCCCCACCGUGAUCCUGCAUCUGGAGACAUCCCCUCCUGACAACGGGGACCUAUCUCCCAACAUGAUCCCGGAGGAAGACCUCCUUGCGGUGGUGGAAGACCUCCUCCCGGGGUUGGAAAACCUCCUCCCGGUGGUGGAAGACCUCGCCCCGGUGGAGAACGCUGCAGAAAACCCAGGAUUGGGAGGGUUCCAACCCACCUUCGGGACCGUCCUAACCACGGAGAGCCCGGGCGAGUCUGACGUGGGACUUCCUGUCACGACGUUGGCCGCCAUGACGGGUCAGCCUCCCACGGAGGCGAUAGCAGGGCUUCUGGAAGACGAGGAGCUCAACGCUCUCCCAGACGAGGAGGAGAGAACCGAGCUCAUCACUCCUGAACCGGGGGCCCGGGGCGACGCCUUCGGGGUAGAGGUCACGGAGGACGAGGCUAAAGUUCAGGAGCAACCGGUGGAGGACACAAAGGAAGUGUUAACAGAAUCAGCAGAGGAUGUUGUGGAACUUUCUGAGCCCGAGGAAGUGGUGGUCGAGGUCCCCAAGAUCCCAGAACCUGCUGAAGUAGAACUAGAACAAGAAAGUCCUUCAGAACCGGAGGACGAUUCGCUCAAUGCUUUAGAACCUCAAGAUGAGGCUCUUGGAGCUGUGGAGCCAGAGGAGGACUUGGUAGCCAAAGAACCAGCGGGUGAGGCUGUUGUGCAGUUAGAGGCUGAGACAGUAACUGAUUCACCAGAAGAGGAGGUGGUUGUUGAGGUAGAGAGUGAGAAGGUUACUGAAGCACCAGAGGAGCUGGAGGUUAUGGAGGUAGAGAAGGUUACUGAAGCACCAGUUGGUGGUGUGGUGUUAGAGAAUGAAGUAGUUGAAGAACCAGUAGAGGACGUAGUUGGAGAGAUGGAGUUGGAGAAUGAGUUAGUUGAGGAACCACUAGAGGAAGCGUUAGAUUUACAGAUCGAGGAACAAGAAAGGGAGAAGGUUGAGCAACCAGAAGAUGUGGUCGUAGAGGUUGAUGAGUUAGAGGCUGAAAAGGAGCCAGAGGGGUUGGAAGAUGGGAUUGUUAGAGCAGUAGAUUUAGAGAAGGAGAGCUUAGUUGAAGCAGUUGGAAACCUUUCAGUUGAGUCUGAGAAAAAGGAACAAGAAUCAGAAGAGGAGAUAGUUGUAGAGGUGGUUGAGGAGAACACGGAGCACCCAGAUCAACAGGAAGAAGUAGGAAUAGUACAGGAAGUGCCUUCAGAACUGGAGGGCGGUCUGGUCAAUGCUGUAGAACCCCAAGAUGAGACAGUGUUGGAGUUAGACAAUGAGACUCUAACUGAAGCUCCAAAAGAGGAUCCAGUUGAAGACCCGACACCAGAAGUGGAAGUUGAGGCUCCACAGCCAGGAAAGGAGUUGUCCGAGACAGAAGCAGAAGAAGUAGACAAAGAGGAGGCCACAAAAGCUCCAGAACCCAGUAUAAUGGCAGAGAUUUUAGAACCAACUCCAGAACCAGAACUAGACAACAGUUUAACUGAGGAACGAAAUGACGACGGUGAAGGGGAUACAGAGGUAUUGGAAUCAGAACCCGAAGCUGAGUCAAAACCAGAGGGAUUUAGUGUAGUAGAGGUUUUGGAACCGGAGGAUGAUGCUUCUAAACCCGCCACACCUGAGGACGAGUCUGCAAACCUCCUGGAGCCCGACGCACAGCCAGACGCAGGGAUGGACCUGCCUGCACCGCCAGAAACACAUGAAGACAAGAUUGAGGAAGUGGUGGACCCGGAACCAGACAGAACGCCUGAGGGGGUGGCUGUCAUCGAGGAGGAGGUUUCACAGGUAGAACCCGAUCCACUGGGAGCUGGCGUUGUGGACCCUAAACCAGACACACCAGACCCUGCAGGAGUGGAGGAGGCUGUGGAGGUUCUAGAACCAAAAGCCGAAGCAGCGGACAUUACUGAACCAACCGCGCAAACCAUUAAAAUCCUGGAGCGCUUGGAGGACGAGGAGGACUUUUACUUUGUAGGACAUGCUGUUGAGGUGGUGGACGAUUCCUACUUCCUUCAGCCCUCUGACUACAACCAACAGUCCAGGGGGGAUAGCCUUCCAAUAACUACGGACGGAUACGACUAUCCAAUCAUUGAUGACAUCUAUGUUGACCGGGGCGUCGACCCCAGUGUUGAGGAGGAGGAGGAAGAAGUCAGCCAAUCAGAAACAGGCGUUGAGUCGGAGCAAAUGGCAGGUGGAACAGGGGAGACAGCGGUGUCUGCGGGCUCCUCAGAGACCGGGGGAGAUGGAGCUGAAGGUGGCUCACCCAGAGAGGCGGAGCAAACGCCCUCAGAAGAACAGAGUGGUGUGACGGCUGAUCCCCUCCCGGACUCCCUCCCCGCCGCUCCCCAACCUUCUGACACAGAACCAGCGCUUCCCACCGCGGCCCCCCCGGGUCUGUCUGGGGCGGAGGCGGCGCCUACGUCAGCCUCGGAGGAGGUGGAGGAGAUGAAGGAGGUGGAGGAGAUGAAGGAGGCGGAGGCGGUUCCUACGUCAGCCUCAGAGGAGGAGGUGGAGGUGACGGAGACUGCUGUGGUCAUCAUGGAGGAGGAGCUAGAGGAGAGGGAGGAGGAGCUAGAGGAGAGGGUGGAGGACCUGGGGGGUGGAGGCCCCACCAGCCCACCGGCCGUCGAGAUGGAAGACGUGUCAGACGACGUGAAAGAUCUGCCGGUUGAGUUCGACCAAUCGGACGCGCUGAGCCCUGAGUCAGCUGAUCCGCAGAGUGAGGGGAGUGGCUUGGGGUUCCUGGAUUCCAGCACCACGGUGGCUCCGCCCACGCAGAGAUACCUGACCACGCCCACCAUGACCACAGCCAGUCAGGGCCGGGAGCUGGUGGUGUUCUUCAGCAUGCGGGUCACCAACAUGAAGUUCUCUGAGGACCUCUUCAACAAGACGUCUUCAGAGUACCGCUCCCUGGAGAGCAGCUUCAUGGACAUGCUCCUCCCCUACCUGCAGUCCAACCUGACGGGCUUCCGGCAGCUGGAGAUCCUGAACUUCCGGAAGGGCAGCGUGGUGGUGAACAGCCGGAUGAAGUUCCGGCGCACCGUGCCCUACAACGUCACCGAGGCCGUGACCUGCCUCCUGGAGGAGUUCUGCUCCUCCAAGAACCACCUCCACUUCCACAUCGACAGCCACUCGCUGGACGUGGAACCAGCGGACCAGGCGGACCCCUGUAAGUUCCUGGCCUGUGAUAGGCUGUCGCGCUGCGCGGUGCGGCGGCCGGGCGGGGAGGCGGAGUGUGUGUGUCAGCCCGGCUACGUCUCAUUGGACGGCCUGCCCUGCCAGAGCGUGUGCCUCGUCCAAUCGGAUCGCUGCCCCGCGGGGAGCCGCUGUGAGGUCAUACCGGGACGGGGAGCGGUGUGCAGGAGGGAGGCUGGAGGCCGUGCACUCAGCGGAAUGACCGGGUAGGAGGACGGGACCCUGGACCAUCACAGCACCAGGUCUGAUGGAACGACGGCCAGCCAACAAUGAUCUCAUCUCCUCCAUCCCUCUCCCGCUUCAUCCUCCUCCUCCACCCCUCUCCUCCUUCAUCCCUCUCCUCCACCC